CUAGAUAGAGUGAACUUUCAUUGCUGGCAGUGAAGUCUGAAAGAACAUUUCUGACAUCCAAUUACUUUUCUGAGGUCUAAUUAUGGACAGGGCUCAACUGUGCCUAAGCCUAAUAAAAUGGCUCAAUACAUUCAAGGUUACAGUACCCAAUCAAACAGUAGAAGAUUUAAGUGAUGGUAUUGCUGUUGCUCAGGCCCUCCGAGAAAUAGCACCAGAUUAUUUUAAUGAUGCCUGGUUCAAAAAAUUAAAAGUUGAAGAAUCUUUAAAUUGGAGGUUAAAGGUCAGCAACCUGAAAAAAGUCUUGAAUGGCAUGUUAGAAUACAAUAUUGAGGUACUAGGAAUACAGAUACAAGGUUUCCAAAUGCCAGAUGUGAAUUUAAUAGGUGAACGUCAUGAUAGUGUAGAAACUAGUCGUCUUUUACAACUUGUAUUGGGAUGUGCUGUCAGAUGUUCAGAAAAACAGUUCCAUAUUCAAAAUAUCAUGAAAAUGGAGGAAUCUGUACAACAGAUGAUAAUGAAUGCUAUUCAAGAAUUGAUGUCUAAAGAGAUCCAAUCGGCACCUGAAGUUGAUAGUGAAAUUGUAGAACAAUUAAAGAAGACUGUAGAAGAACUGAAUGCUGCAUUAGAGAAUAAAGAAGAAUUACUACAGAGAUGUCAUGAAUUGGAUAUGCAGGUAGCUACAUAUUUAGAAGAAAAGAAUUCACUUCAAACUGAAAAUGAACGUUUGGUUGACCGAUUACAUCAAGCUGAAAGUCUGGAUGAUCCAAGUACACCGGCAGGAAAAAGGCUUCAAAAAUUACAAAGUCAGAUGGAACAAAUGCAAGAACAAUUAUAUCAUGUCGAACAAGCACGAGAUGAUUAUAGAAUUAAAUUUGAAGUUGCCACAAAAGACUAUCAAGAGCUGAAAGAUAAAAAUGCAGAACUGGCGCCUCUUGCAAAAGAAGCUCUGGCUCUAAAAGACGAACUUGAUUGUUUACGCCAUGCUGCAGACCAAGCUGCCAAAUAUGAAUCUUCCAUUGAAUCAUAUAAAAAGAAAAUAGAAGAAAUAACAGUGCUUCGUAGUCAAAAUAAAACUCUAGGCGAGCAAAUAACAAAGUAUAUACAAGAAAAAAUAGAAAUGGAGGAGGCUGUGAAAAGAUUUGACUCAGUUAAACAACAGUUAGAAUGGUUCCAGCGACAGAAUCAUGAACUACAAAAUAAAUUAUCUGAAGAAAUAAAGAGGGCCGAUAAAGUUGAAUUUGAGCACAAAAAGUCACAGGAAAAGAUGGUGCUAUUACAGAGGGAGAAGGAACGAGUAAUAGCAGAAAGAGAUUCUUUAUCAGAAUUGAAUGAAGAGUUAAAAUGUAUGCAGACACCUAAUGUUUCAAAUGUUAGUAAUCUUGAUAGUAUGGCCUCAACACCAAGUGAAAUGGAAAUGAAAGAAAAAUUACUACGAUUAGCCCACGAGAAUAAAAUGUUGAAGAUGAGUACAACAAGUGAAGAAGAAUCUGAACCUUUGCAGUUUGCUUUAGAAAAAACCAAUGCCAGGAAGAAUGAACUAGAAACAGAUGUUCGCUUGCUAAACCAGAGAAUCUUGGAACUGGAAGCUCAGGUUGAAGUCCUUCAAGAAAAUCAAACUCCCAUAAAUGAUGGUUCAGCAGAAGUGAAGAAAAAAUUGCUUCAAAAGGAACAACAAAUUGAAUCUUGUAACCGACAAUUGGAAGAAAACAAUCAAGAAAAUAAAGCUAUGGCACAAACUCUUGAAGAAAAACAACAAAAAAUCACCCAGUUGGAGACAGAUUUUGCAAACAAAGAAAAAGAAAUGAAAAUGUUAGAAACCAAAUAUAAAAAAUAUUUGGACAAAGCUCGGCACAUAAUAAAGAUAAUGGACCCACGACAAAGCAGCUCAAGUGAAACUGAUGCUCUUAAGAGUCAGUUAUUAGAUCGUCAAAGAUAUGUUGAAUAUCUCGAGAGAGACUUGGCUAAAGCUAAGGCUGUGAUAGAUCAUGAAGAAAAAAUAGCUGUUUCUGCUUGGUAUAACUUGGGAUUUCAACUUCAUAGACAAGCAACUGAACAGAGAUUAUCAAAUAGUUCUAGUGGUGGCCAAUCAUUUUUAGCUCGACAACGUCAUGUUCAAUCUAGACGACCUGCAUCAGUAAGUGCUUUACUCCCGAACAAUAACAGUACCUCAUCGGAACAUUGAUCUAUGACAUAUUUGAAUAUUGACCAAGUUGUACAAGAUGGAAUACUUCUAUUAUGUAAUGUAAUGUGUCCAAACAUGCUUACUCAGUGUGGUGCCUUCACAUACAUUAAUCUCUAGUGAAUAUUAACUAAAAAGUAUUUAAAUACAAUAUAAUGUAUAGUGUGGUGCCUUUACUUUUAAAAUAUGAAAUUUAUUAGCUACAUGCUGAACUAAAGCCAAAAGCUUAAGAAUAUCCAGUCAAAUACUCAUCUUGAUUAUGUAAGCUAAAGCUGGAGUAAAUCACACACUUGAUUGACACUAGUUUAAAUAUAGUUUAUUAUACUGUGUGAUUGGAAAGGGUGGAAGUGUGUAUUUAUUCAUUAAUAUGAAUUAGACAUGUAGCCUAGCUAGAACUUGUAAAAUGUGUAGUAAUGGCCAAGGAUAAUCACUCUUGGAAUUAUUUAACAAUUGUAAAUUUAGAAUUAUAUAAAAAUAAUGUACCAUAUUUUUAUGAAAAUCAUAAUAAUAAUAAUACAUGUGUAAUAUAUAUUAUGGCGGAUGUGGCAAUGUGCAUAUAAUACUUUUUGAUGAUUAGCAAUAGCAUAAAUAUACCCUAAAAAUUGUAUCAUAAUAAGAGAACAUAUUGUAGAUUGUCUCUUAUUCUUAUUGAUUUUCAUACACCCACAUUUAAAUGUGGUCUUAUAUUGUUGCCACCUAGAACAAUCUUUGUGGCCUCCCCGGAUAACUUAGCUGCUGUGAGGUUAUGUUUGUUCUUUGGUAACCCAUCUUUUUUUGUCCCCCGCCUUUCGAAGAAAGCAGGGGACUAUUAAAAUGGGUUCGUCCGUCCGUCUGUCUGUCUGUCUGUCUGUCUGUCCGUCACACUUUUUGGGACACAAUAACUCUCUUCCUAAUUGAGCUAGAAUGUUCAAACUUGGUGUAUGUGUUUAUUAGGUCAAUGCCUUGAUGGAGUUCGAAGAUGAGCAUUUUCCGCUUAGGGUAAGCAGAGAUAAGCAAUUUGAUUGGUUGAUGCUUUGGGACACGAUAACUCUCUUCCUAAUUGGGCUAGAAUGUUCAAACUUGGUGUAUGUGUUGAUUAGGUCAAUGCCUUGAUGGAGUUCGAAGAUGAGCAUUUUCCGCUUAGGGUAAGCAGAGAUAAGCAAUUUGAUUGGUUGAUGCUUUGGGACACGAUAACUUUUAAUUGAGCUAGAAUGUUCAAACUUGGUGUAUGUGUUUAUUAGGUCAAUGCCUUGAUGGAGUUCGAAGAUGAGCAUUUUCCGCUUAGGGUAAGCAGAGAUAAGCAAUUUGAUUGGUUGAUACUUUGGGGCACGAUAACUCUCUUCCUAAUUGAGCUAGAAUGUUCAAACUUGGUGUAUGUGUUGAUUAGGUCAAUGCCUUGAUGGAGUUCGAAGAUGAGCAUUUUCCGCUUAGGGUAAGCAGAGAUAAGCAAUUUGAUUAGAUGAGCAUUUUCCGCUUAGGGUAAGCAGAGAUAAGCAAUUUGAUUGGUUGAUACUUUGGGGCACGAUAACUCUCUUCCUAAUUGAGCUAGAAUGUUCAAACUUGGUGUAUGUGUUGAUUAGGUCAAUGCCUUGUUGGUUGAUGCUUUAGGACAAGAUAACUUUGAUAGAGAGUGAUGAAACUUAAGUGUAUAGUUGAUAAUCAGUUUGAUUGCUUGAUACUUUAAAAAAAAUAAAUGUGCGAUAAAUUAAUGUGUCAUCUAUUUAUUUUGGUAUUUUGGCGGGGGACAUCAGCCUCACUGUUGGCUUGUUUUUACUACCAACCAACAGACAUGUAACUAAUUGAAAGUAAAUGGAUGAAGUACUGUAUACAUUUUCCUAACUGCUUCUAAGGGAAGUACAUGUACAUAAAAAUAAAAAUUUUAUUUCGUAAUCACCAGCAUAAAUGAAAGGAAAAUGUGUAAAUAAUUGGCAUUACCAAUUUUUUGAAAAAAGUUAUUUCAGAUUUAAUUAGACAUAUACAAUACUGAUACAUGUACACUAAUAAUAAAUAAACUUUUAAAUCGUAAGAAAAAAAUAUUUUUAUAUGUGGGAGAAUCCCUUUGACAAUUACAGGUAAUUAAUUAGAUGGAUACAGAUUAAGAUAUGUACAGGGUAAAGUGUUGCAUGCUGUCUGACUAAAAACCUGACUGUGUAACAGAUAUUGCUUAAAUCAAUUUUUCUGUUAUUUUGUUUUUUUGCUUUUUAUUAUAUACUGAAUUCAUAUAAAAAAGAAAAAGAAAAAAAAAGUCCUACCUGUAAAUUAACAAAGUUACCUCCCUUUAAUGUCUGAAAAAUGUUUCCAUCAAACAUAAAAGGCAUAGUGAUUAGUAUUAGCCCCAAACCUACAAACACCUUAUCUAUAUCAAGUUAUGUUACUAUAUGCAUAUUUUUUUAUUUAUAGUUGUAUUUCUUAGUUCAUCUCUGGAAUAUGCAUGUUCUUUACUGCUAAUAAAUCAUGUUUUAAAUUAUUUUCUAUUUUGAAAAAAACUUAUUGAGAUACACAAUAUGUAUUUUGUAUGAUUAUGUAAAUAAUAUUUUAAAAGUAUAAAUGUAUUUA
Molecule: messenger RNA, 4714 nt
Organism: Patella vulgata (common limpet)
Lineage: Eukaryota; Metazoa; Mollusca; Gastropoda; Patellidae
Product: protein Hook homolog 3
Exons: 2
Coding region: 83-2182 (699 amino acids)
Biological process (GO): cytoskeleton-dependent intracellular transport; cytoplasmic microtubule organization
Cellular component (GO): centrosome; cytoplasm
Molecular function (GO): dynein light intermediate chain binding; microtubule binding
Source: RefSeq, a predicted model, not a curated record